UUUUAACAGUGAACGUUGACAGUGACAGCUAGGAUGAUCUUCGUGGAAACGAAAUACGUUGGCCCAUCCGAUGGCUCAGAAACUGGGCUGGUGGUGCAGAUAACAAAGAUGAUGGAUUCGUAUAUGGUAUGGGUUGGGAGUACAAGAAAAGAAAACGAGACGGUAGAAGGACGGCUCUGCAGGGACUGGGCGUACGCGAUGCCAGCAAAAAAGAUUGGAGGAGAACCGAGUGGAACGAGCCUGUUUCGAAGUAACAGCUGCAAUGUAGCAUUAUCGAUGGCGCAAAGAAUAGCGAAACGAACUGGAAAAGCGAUACAUCUGUCUGUCGAUAUUGAAGAAAAGAAGGCAGUGGAAGUGGAGAGGGUAGUAAAGGAGAUGUUAAAUAAAUGAAAGUGAAAGUGCUACGAUUGGUCGAUUACGUUACAUAAGCAACUCAGUUAGGUACGUAUACUCUAACUCAUCGACUCUUGUAAAGUAGAACGUCAGGAGAAAAAAUAGAAAAGGGAAACGUAUAAAAGUUACAUUUGCGCGUAUAAGAGAGAAGGGAAGACAUAGAAGAUAGUAACAUAUGGUUGAGCAUAGGCAUAGGCAUGUAAGGAAUUGAAGGUUAAGGAAAGAGACCAUCAUAAGGAAGUGAGGCGUUAGGGGAAACUCUACGCUGUAAAUGUUGUAAAUGAACAGGAAGGGGAAGUUGAGUAGGACAAUGAGAGAUUCGGGAACGAUCGUUGGAGGCAGUCCACCUCUGUACAUAUCCCCAUGCACGUCCAGCAAUGGCGUGCCAAGAUUGGGCUAGCCUGCAUAGGAAGCGAUCUCGCUCUGCUGGGGACCAAGCAGCAUCAGCCGGAAGAAAUGCUUCUAAUCGGGGGACCAGGCCGAU
This is a messenger RNA of Guyanagaster necrorhizus, 877 nucleotides long. RefSeq lists its product as uncharacterized. Lineage: Eukaryota; Fungi; Basidiomycota; Agaricomycetes; Agaricales; Physalacriaceae. The record is from RefSeq and is a predicted model, not a curated record. Gene Ontology annotation, biological process: proteasome assembly. The transcript has 3 exons. The coding region runs from base 34 to 390 and encodes 118 amino acids.